GCCGAACAUCCGGCCCGCUGGGAGGGCGCAGGGGUGGGAGAUCAGGAUAAAGGCACAGCUGCUUUCUUCGCUCGCCUUCGCUGCCUGCUCCCGGCUGCCUGUCCCGGCUUUGGCUCUGGAGCAGCCGGCUGCUCAGCUGAAUGCUACACGGACGCGGGGAGAGCAGACAUCCCCGGCCCGGCCUCCAGCGCGCGGAGCGUCCUAGAAGCCGCAGCUCGGACCAUGAGCGCCCAGCAUUUCUGGGACCAGCUGCGGGCAGGCAGCUCGGAGGUGGACUGGUGCGAGGAUAACUACACCAUCGUGCCGGCCAUCGCCGAGUUCUACAACACGAUCAGCAAUGUCUUAUUUUUUAUUUUGCCGCCCAUCUGCAUGUGCUUAUUCCGUCAAUAUGCAGCAUGCUUCAACAGUGGCAUAUAUUUAAUAUGGACCCUGCUUGUUGUCGUGGGAAUUGGAUCAGUUUACUUCCAUGCAACACUGAGUUUCCUGGGUCAGAUGCUUGAUGAACUUGCUAUUCUUUGGGUAUUGAUGUGUGCACUGGCCAUGUGGUUUCCCAGAAGGUACUUACCAAAGGUCUUUAGAAAUGACAGGGGCAGAUUCAAAAUUGUGGUCUGUGUCCUGUCUGGAAUCACUACUUGCCUUGCAUUCGUGAAGCCAGCCAUCAACAACAUCUCUCUGAUGGCCUUGGGCAUCCCCUGCACAGCCCUGCUCAUUGCAGAACUGAAAAGGUGUGACAACGUCCGGGUCUACAAACUGGGUCUCUUCUCGGGUCUCUGGUGGAUGUUAGCUCUCUUCUGCUGGAUCAGUGACAGAGCCUUUUGUGAGCUGUGGUCUUCCUUCAACUUCCCCUAUCUGCAUUGUGUGUGGCAUAUCCUCAUUUGCCUGGCUGCCUACCUGGGUUGUGUCUGCUUUGCAUACUUUGAUGCUGCCUCCGAGAUUCCAGAACAAGGUCCUGUGAUCAAAUUCUGGCCCAGUGAAAAAUGGGCCUUCAUAGGAGUUCCCUACGUCUCCCUCCUGUGUGCCCACAAGAAAUCUCCGGUCAAGAUCACAUGAUGUAAAGAUCAGCAGCAAUGUGUUUUUCCUAUUUAUUUUUUCUCACUUAUUGUACUUAGUUAAUCAGCCAGGGAGACCCGAGUCUGUCUCUUUAUGUGUUUGGGUUUUUUCCCCUCCUGUAUGCUCAGCACUUGCAAAGAUUCAAUUGUGUACGAAAAGAAAUGCAUUUCUUUUCCUUUCCUUGGGAAAGGAGGAAGGUUGGAGUUUUUUUUUUAGGUGGAAAAUGCUUACAAGUAGAACUUGGGUUGGCCUUGGGUGUAGCUUCUUUGGGCUUUGUUUUUAGGUGCCCGCUCUCCUGACUGUGUAUCCUAAAACACUGGGAUGGGAGUCCAAAACAAUAGACUGGCAAGUCCUGGGAAAGAAUGUUUGGUACACGCAGACCUUCCUUCCUUCUCUCACCCACCUACAUACUACUGUCUUUUUAGAACAGUCCUGGUUAGGAUUGACGAAAAAAAUGUGCCCUUGGACUAAAUCUCCAUCUUUGUUCCAGAGAUUUUUACCGGAGAAAACUUGGCUGUGAAGAAUCAUAUGAAGGGCUUGUGGGAGAAUGAGUUUGACUCACAAAUCUCACAACUCUAAGUUUUAAGUAAGACUGACAUGAGUUACUUGUAUCAUUUGUGCCCAGAAUCCUAGAUUUGUCUUUUGUAUUUGGGCAAAAUCAAUGGGGAAAAUGGCCAUCUUCAAGCCAUCCUUGAAAGGGAGCACACUUUCUUUCCUGUCCCUUUUGUUCUCUUUUGAUCCUUUCCCCUAACUUAGGAUAAGAGAAGCCGUGGGAUCUAAGAAGCAAUGUACAAGUAAAAAGAAUAAAAGUUCUAGAAUGUUCGUUGGAAGACAUCUCAGGUGGAUGGUUUUAGUGGAAAAGAUAACGGAUGUGGGGGUCAAAGGAUCUAGGUUUGAAUCCUGGUUCUUCUACUUUUAUUUGCUGUGUGACCCCAGGUAGGCCACGAACCUUUCUGGCUUGUAGCUUUCUGCUCUGUAAAACAGAGAGUGGUUUUAGGUCUUUUCUGACUUGAAAUCUUUGGCGUCUAUGAGAUUAUUUAGUCCAAUCCCUUCAUUUUGGUGAUAGGAAGAAUAGCCAGAAUCCAGACAACAUUCUUCUUAUCUGCCAGGCUGCCAGAAGCUCAGUUAUAUCUUUGGGGGCAGUUUUAGCUCCCUUUCUGAGGUGGUGGUAAUAGAAUUUGCCUGGCACAAAUCCAGUAAAACUAAACUGAUGAUUUUUGUUUCGGAGUAACCUCUUAAGUGAAACUUAGAGUUAUCAGAAAGACUCUGAUAAAAUCACACAAUACUUUAGAAAGUCACUUUUAGGGGUUACCUUUCAUUCUUCUCCCUAGCCCUCCUCCUAAGUUUUAAGGAAUCUUAGAUAGAGGAUUGUUGUGGAAAUAAUUCUAGGUGUGCUGUCAAAGGACCUGGGUUCAAAUUCUGGUUCUCCCAUUUUUAUUAGUUGUCUGACCCAGAGUAAGCCACUAAUCUCUCUGAGCUCCUCCUUCCUCAUCUAGAAAAUGAGACCGUUUUUUGUUUUCAUUGUACUCUAAAUUUGAAUCUAUUCCAGGGUUCCAUCUCCUGUUGCUCUCUUUCUACGACUCUGGCUAGUUAGCAAUAACAAAUAUGUCACCGGAGCAUCCAUUGAACACGUCUCCAGAAGAGGCACUAGCAUGGCUUGCCUUGAGGACUUAGUUGCUUCCCUUCUUCACUGGGACGAAUUAGGAACUGGCAAAUGUCUGCAAGGUUUGUGGCACUGAUUGGCAGCCUCAGGGAUAUUUUAUUUUCGUUUCACUGCAGUGUUCCUUACCUUGUCCGUGACAUCCCACUUUCUGGGCAGGGGGGAGGAAGGGCGAGAGAACCGCUGUGUAUCUAAAUCCGGAAGCCCUCGGUGGUGUCCUAACAGAAGACUCGGUCCCUGAAAACGAGGCCAUGGCAUUUACUCACCCAGAGCAGCUCGAUGCUGUUAUUCUCGGAAUUCACCCAGGAUCCAAAGUUGAUGCCCUUGCAAGAACUGAGGAGAUUAAACACCACUUGAUGUUCUCAAAUGGCAAGUGGAGUCCGUUGCCUUCUUUUAAUUGCUUUUAUGAAGCUGCUCGAAGAGUUUCAGAGAUGAAAAGUGUGGAAUUCUGUCUCAAACACUGGAUCCAGGUUGGCUUUCAAUGCCCAGUUGCUUCGGCAGCUCAGGCCAAAGUCAGAAAUUCCCUGAAGAGGGCUUUGGAAGAUUUUUAUUUUCUUGUUUUCUUGGUUUGUUUCACAUCCAGCCAUUCUUUACUAUGGAAACAGAUAGAGUUAUCCAAGAUAUUGUAGGCAGUAUUUUCGUUUUUCACAUCUCUUGUCUUUCAUCUCUUUCUCCUGGGUAUACAUGUUGACCCUCUUAAUGUCUCUGGAAAAUAGGAAAGGCUAGACUCCUUUUCUUCAGACCUGCUUAUUUUAUAUUUAAUGGGUGGUAAGAGUGUUCAGGGAAGAGAUGUGUCUGAAAUUGUCACCCACAGGUUCUGGGUUCGGGCUUCUCCACCCCUAACUCCACCAAGGCUCAGAAUCUUUUGUUACACUUAUUUGGGUCCCAAGGGGAAUUUUCAGAACUCUCUUUGAGAAUAGGGUACGGCAGGGGAUGGAAAGAAGAAAGAACAAUUAAACAUUAUGUCAUUCUAGGAAGUGUCAGGGAUGCUGAUAGGUGAGUGUUUGAAUAUUCCAGGAGUUGUUUGGUGGGCUUGAAAAUGAUGAUGCUACCUCCUGGGGCCCCCUUUUCCUGCCUUCUACAAAGCAAAAUUCUUAUUGGGUCUGUGACAAUUUCUAUGCUUUUUCACAAACAGCAAACUAUUGGGGGUUUUUUGGUUUGGUUUUUUCUUUAGUCCUUACCUCCUAUCUUAGUAUCAAUUCUAAGAUAGAAGGGCAGUAAGGGCUAAGCAAUCAUGGUUAAAUGACUUACCAGGGUCACACAGCUGGGAAGUGUCUGAGGCUAGAUUUGAACUCAGGUUCUCCUGACUUCAGGCUUGGUGCUCUAUUCUCUGUGCUACCUUAGCAAACAAGGUCUCAUGGUUAUAGGUACUCACUCCAUCUAUUAGUGAUCACAUCCAUUUCUACCCUCCAGGCUUUUUCAUUCCACCUGGCUCUUGUUCGUGUCCUUCCAUAAAUGAAUAGAGGAUCCACGCUGGUCUUUCUCUACUUCUUUUAAUAUCUCGAGGAUGCCGAUGUCAGUGCUUGCACCGCCUUGUCGUUGUUAUACGUAUCCCUGAUGAUAUUAAGAAUAUGGAGUUGCAUAUUUAGAGCUGGAAGGAAAUCGAGUCCAAGCUGCCAGUAUUUAUUUUCAAGUUGUAUUUAUGUCAUGACCUCUUACUUCUCUCUUUAUUCACAGCAGCAGAAUUUCUUUUUAUUCUUGAUAGUUUAGCCUUUGGCGUCAAUGAGAUUCUUUUUUCAAGUCAUUUGGGAAUUGCACUAUGUUUAUCUAAGCUCCCUGGUGUUAAUCACUAGGUUCUAAGACUUUUCCGGAACCUCCCUUUCUAAGAAGGGCUAGCAUGAACUUAGACGUAUCCUUCCAGCUCCGGGAUAUAACAGCUAAGGAACCCCUUGGAAUCCCGUCUUUGAGAGGCUUUCUCUGACAUCUGAUCCCAAAGGGGGCAGGGGAAUAUUUUGAUUUUCAGAACUAGGUUGUGGCAAUUCUUUUGAACGUGGCUCACAAGCGUGUUAUUUCCGUCAGAAUUGAUGCAGAAUCCGAAGUUGAUGGCUCAACAGUUGUGCGGAUUUGAGAUGUAAAAAGGCUCCAGCAGUCUAGGAUUAAAUUGGGUCGGGUACCCUAAAAGAUUUUUUAGCAAAAUUUUUAUGACCAAAAACAUCAACCGUAGGAAUUGGAAAUGGUUCCUUGUCCUUUCUGUCGAGGCAUUAAAAAAGAGACAAAUGGUCUGUGAUGACCGGAGCUAUGUGAAGUAGGUGGUGGAUUCCAACGCUCACAGGAACUGAGAUUUCUGUGAUGGUGGUCGGAGACAUUCUACUCUCUUAGAGUUAGCAAAAGGUUCUUGAGCUGAGGAAGGCGACAGAAAUGCAGCAUUUUUAAAAAACCCUUUUUGUUCCUUAAUGACCGACUUGGCUCUUUAAUUGUGAAUAUCCUCCCUCCCAUCUUCCUGUCGCUGAAUACUUUGCUUUGAUGUUUUUGAUUUGACAUUUUUCUCUUGUUGAUGCAGCAUCCCCAAAGCAUCUAGAACACAGAAUAUUCAUUACAAAAGAGCUUCGGGCACAUUUUAUCCAACCCUUUCCUUUUCCAGAGGAGAAAACAGAGACUAAACGAGGGGGAAAGACUUGUCUCCAAGGUCAGAUGGAAAUAUAGUGGCAGAACUCAAACUACAAUCCAGGUUUUCUGCUUCCCCACCCAAUUAAUGUUCUGCCAUUUUCCUUGCCUGUUUGACCCUUGGCUCGGGCUCUGGUUUUAUAGACCCCUUUCUGACUGUGCCUCGUCAUGGAAUCAGUCAGAUUGAUACACCUACUGCACUUAAUAGGGCUGAGGCUUACUCUGGCCAAACCACCCAGAAUACGUUGAUUCUAAGAGUCGUUGGACCUUUCAGUACAAGGUCUUUUUUUCUCUGGGUGCUCUCGAAUCCAACUCCGAAGCCAUGCUAACCAGCUGUAUUCUCCGCUUGGAGAAACGUGUUUCUUCACUAACCUCUCUAAACAGUUUCUCUUUCGUAUAUUUGCUGAACCAGCUUUUCAUAUUUUUGUAUUUGCAAUACGUAAUCAGAGAGAAUACAGUAUUCUUCGAUUUGUAAGUCGUUCUUUUGCUAGGAUGUUCUAUGGAAAGGGAACCGUGUCUACUGUGGUAGCACGUGCUCUCCAUCAUUUUGUGGGGAGAUGAAUCCUUUUACUCUCUAGCUGGUGCACUUUAUGCUCUGCAUUUGAUAGUUGUCUUUUAAUAUAAAAGCCACAAAUGGUAUUUUCUUUACUUGAGUGAAUAUAUGUGUAUCUUGAUGGUUCCAUCACAUCUUUUGUAAUACUGUAGUCAAAAUUAUAUUUAAUUAUGACACAACGCCUGUGGUGAUCCAGUCAGGGGAAUCAUUGAGGUUUCUUUCAAAAACUGUGAAAGAAUACAUCUAGAUAUUUUUGGAGAUAAAUAUUUUCAACAUAAAUCAUCUCUAUACAAUUAUUUGAUUAAUUAUUAUUCUACCCUAUGAAUUAAAAACAUCUCAAAUGUUUUAUUAUGGUUUUGUUUCAUCUAAUCCUUCUGGAAAGAAUGGAUUGUGUUUUAUAAUAUUAAAUUACUUGAGAAAAAGA
Monodelphis domestica (gray short-tailed opossum) is the source of this 6291-nucleotide messenger RNA. It is a transcript of the gene ACER2, whose product is annotated as alkaline ceramidase 2. Gene Ontology annotation, cellular component: Golgi membrane. Gene Ontology annotation, biological process: ceramide catabolic process; sphingosine biosynthetic process. The record is from RefSeq and is a predicted model, not a curated record. Gene Ontology annotation, molecular function: N-acylsphingosine amidohydrolase activity. Lineage: Eukaryota; Metazoa; Chordata; Mammalia; Didelphimorphia; Didelphidae.